Molecule: messenger RNA, 1681 nt
Organism: Hippocampus comes (tiger tail seahorse)
Lineage: Eukaryota; Metazoa; Chordata; Actinopteri; Syngnathiformes; Syngnathidae
Gene: pawr
Product: PRKC, apoptosis, WT1, regulator
Exons: 7
Coding region: 397-1182 (261 amino acids)
Biological process (GO): positive regulation of apoptotic process; apoptotic process
Cellular component (GO): cytoplasm
Source: RefSeq, a predicted model, not a curated record
UUCUUAUAAAAAAACAACAAGAUAGCCAUAUUUCCCACCGCUUUAUUAGGUCGUAAAUGUCACAAACAAGAGAGUCUGGAGCUGUUGUUUUCCCAGGAGUAUUUCGGGUACACUCGGAAACCUUCGGUCAUUUCCGGACUCGGCCCCCGGUUCUGGAAGGCAGAGGGAGUUGCGGUAGCUCGCGCAGCGCGAGCCAACGCAGUCAGGCGAGCAGGCGUCGGGCGCACCUGGUCGGAAGUUCCGGUGUGCGAGUUGGAGUUGGAGUUUGAGGAAGCCGACGACCUGACGCAAGCUCCCGGGGCACUGGCUCGAGGAAUGCGCGCCGCAUUCCUGUAGAGGAGGAGAAAGUUGUCAAAACGAGCCGAAAGCGACGAGGACGAGCCAGUCAAAGCGAGCAUGGCCACCGGCGGCUUCAAGUCGAGCGCCACCACCGACUUCCUGGAGGAAUGGAAGGCCAAGCGGGAGAAAAUGAGAGCCAAAAUGCUCGGAGACAUCGCCGCCGCCUCCGGAGCCGCCGGCGGCAGUAGCGGCGGGGGCGAAACGCAGCACCCGGCGGGCCACCUGAAGGGCGACUCGGCGGACGGCGACGAGCCGGACGGGGAAAGCCCGUCGCCCGGCAAGAGCAAGGACAAGAAGAGCAGCGGGCCCAGCGCCAGGAAGGGCAAAGGGCAGAUUGAGAAGAGGAAGCUGAGGGAGAAGAGGAGGUCGACGGGGGUCGUCAGCAUGCCGUCCAAUGAGAGCUUGGAUGAACUCGAGGAUGACGACGGUGCCGAAAAAGACGAGCAGGAGGAGCAGCUGGUCCUGGCCAACACCUUCCAGAACGAGACCAUGACGGCGGACCCGGCCACUGGACUCGUUGCGGGACGAUCUGUGAACAGCCGCACCAAAAGCUGCAGCAGCUUGGGCGAGGAGAGUCGGCAUCGCCACAACCGCCACGUGAGAGAUGCCACGCCUGGAAGUCUGGAGAAGAGGCUGGAGGAGCUGGAGCAGGAGCUGGCCUGCGAGCGACAGGAGAAGGGCAGGUUGCUGAAGGCCCAGCAGGACAAAGACGACCUCAUUGACAAGCUCAAAGAGGAGAUGGACCUGCUCUACCGGGACCUGGACGACAUCGAAGACGAGAACGAGCAGCUGAAGCAGGAGAACAAAACUCUGCUCAAGGUGGUGGGUCAGCUGACCAGGUAGAAGCCGCUUCAACCCACCGUCAUCAGCGUGUGCAUAUUUAAUGUAAAUGUUUUUGUAUAUAAGUACCGUUUAGAUGGACAGGACUGUAUUAUUGUUUAAAAAGAAAUUCCCGCGUCUAGUACAGCUGCUUUUUAAGGACCGCUUCGCUAUGCCUCGGUGGGUCACUCAUAUCAUUUUUUACGCUUUGCACAUUUCAGUGUUUUUUUUUUGGGGGGUGGGGGGUAAAUCAUCAACAAUGUCAGGUCAUUUGAAUUGAAGAUUUGUGUCUUUGGUUCACGCGCCUCGAAUGUGUCUCCAAUGAGCGGAGGGGCUUUGAACACGUCGUCAAAGGGAAUGAGUUCCGCGCUGCUUCUGUCUCCGUCAACCUUUUCAAACAAUCAAAAAUACCCCCCGUUUUGUUUAAGCUUUUAAAAGGCACACGAGAAGGGUGUCAAGUGUUGCAUUAUGCAUAUGUGCAGAAGAUGCAGUCGUUUAAUAAAACUUUGAUUAUCUCCCUUCA